ACCGGGAGGAUGUCCGUAUUCCCGCCCUCGGAACAUUUCGCGAACAAAACUUCGUACUCAACUUUGAUUUAAUCACGCGAUCGUUUUAAAUGGUAUGUAAACGAGUAAAAGAGACGAAUAUAGAACAUGAAAUAUCAAUGUUUCAAAGUGAAUAAGCAACUGAAAUGUUUAGAAAAUGUGCUUUAAAGGAGACUCAAUCUUAACAAAUAAUAUCAAACCUUAAUUUUACCAAAAUUCGUACAAAAGUCGCUUUACAAUAUUAGUUACCUGCGGAUAUUAUAAAACCAAAAAUACCUAUUUCUCAACUAGCGAUCGUAAUGGACGGGAACAAUAAAUGGACCAUGUCCAAAAAAUUCAAGGCAAUCUGAAGAUGCUUGUGUCAGUGAGAAGGACCGCGUGACAAGAUGUGUAAGAACGUGAAGAGCGUGACGUGGGAGACUGAGACUUUGAUGGGCGGGCCGCCCAAAUCGCGGUGGGGGCAGUUGUGUCCCAGGGCGGCGCUGUCACAUGUUGGGCUGUUCGUCGCGCUCAUGCUUUAUACUGCUGGAGGAGGCUUGGUUUUCCGAGCAUUAGAAUAUCCAGCAGAACUAGCCAAACAAGAGUUCCAUCGGGAGCGUUUGCUUACAGAGCGAUGGAACCUCAUACGCUUCGUUUCCGAACGCAACGGGAACAUUACAUUAGAUGCUGGUGUUGAAAAAGUACUCAGCGAUCAAUUAGCACUUUAUGAAAAGGUUUUAGAAGAAGCAUCUUCGAGUGGCCUAUCAUUAGAAGUAGAAAGAAAUUUUCCACCCCUAGAAGAGAAAUGGAGCAUAUUACAAGCCGUAUUCUUUUCUUCCACAGUGCUCACUACAAUAGGAUAUGGGAACAUUGUUCCCGAAACUUUUUGGGGGAGAUUAUUCUGCAUCGCUUACGCACUUAUUGGGAUCCCAUUGACGCUAACAGUUAUUGCCGACCUGGGUCGAGUGUUUGCGACUUGCGUUUCGUUUAUAGCUAAACAGUUGCCUGCAAUGCCCCAGUGUUGUAAAAGAGUCAGUGAAGCGAACCCCGCGAGUCAGAGGUCCCUCUACGCGUUUGGUGCUGUGGGGUUUUUAUUCGUGUAUCUGUCUGCUGGAGCAGGCCUCUUUAAGAUGUGGGAGGACGACUGGAGCUUCUACGAUGGCUUCUACUUUUGUUUCAUUACCAUGACCACCAUUGGUUUUGGGGAUCUGGUACCAAAAAGGCCGAAAUACAUGCUUCUAUGCACGCUCUACAUUUUAAUCGGGUUGGCUCUCACUUCGACUAUCAUCGAGCUGGUGCGACGGCAGUACGCCAGGUCCUGGCAACAGUUACGGGCGCUCUCUGGCCCGCUGGCGGACACGCUGCGAAGACUCGGCGACGCCGGACGUGGAGUCGACGUGUCUGACCUUCGGAAAGUUCUCACUGUGUUGCAUCUUUCGCAGGUGACAAUGCCGCGACUGAGCGUCGGCAAGGAAGGCCUGUCAGAGAAACGUCAGCUGGAGUGGGAGGCGGCAGUGGAAGCUGUCAUACGAGACAUCACGUCUCCCACCACCCCACAGGCCAAGCCGCCUAUCGUCCAAAUAGUCAUAUACGAAUCUUCAGUAUAGUCUUGUAAGAAUUUGGUACUCGCGAUUGCAAUGUAUUGAAUAUGUUAUGUGUGUAAAGGUGAGAAUCUAUCAAAGUUUGAAAACUUUAUGGCAAGGCCAGCUACAUCGAGAAGCAUUUGAAAAGAACCCCAACGGAAUCUCACCGUUACAUUUAUAAAAGUACAGUUGUAUCUGAAAAGUUUCGCACUGAAAAAAUAUUCUCUGUCAACGCCAAAGCAUUACUUCACCAGGCUUCACUGUAACCUUAUAAAGCUUCGAGCAAAUUAUGUCAUUUUGGCGGUAAUGAAGAUUAUCUUUCGGUGCUCCCUAUUGUUUGAGCAUUCUAUUACGCCACAAUCACGAGGGCUGAUCACGAAUGCGUUAGUUCCGCGUGACAUUUCUACAUUACGGAACUUACACCUAAAGUUCAAGGCCCUUUUAUCGAUUCUGCAAUGAUGUGUAACAAUAAAGUCACGAGUAUGUUAUUCUUUACAAGUUUUAUGUCCAAGAAAGGCGACAGACA
Molecule: messenger RNA, 2106 nt
Organism: Ostrinia furnacalis (Asian corn borer)
Lineage: Eukaryota; Metazoa; Arthropoda; Insecta; Lepidoptera; Crambidae
Product: TWiK family of potassium channels protein 7
Exons: 8
Coding region: 405-1604 (399 amino acids)
Biological process (GO): stabilization of membrane potential; potassium ion transmembrane transport
Cellular component (GO): plasma membrane
Molecular function (GO): potassium ion leak channel activity; outward rectifier potassium channel activity
Source: RefSeq, a predicted model, not a curated record